Molecule: messenger RNA, 387 nt
Organism: Bipolaris sorokiniana ND90Pr
Lineage: Eukaryota; Fungi; Ascomycota; Dothideomycetes; Pleosporales; Pleosporaceae
Exons: 2
Coding region: 110-325 (71 amino acids)
Source: RefSeq, a predicted model, not a curated record
AACCCAGCCCUCAGCCUUGCCGUCGCACAAAAGCAACACGGCUCAUUGCUAUAUAAAUAACUUUGGCUGCCCUUCCACACACACACACACACACACACACACCGCCAAAAUGCUCUCUUCAUCAAGCACCGCCUUCAACCCCCGCAAGCGCCUCUCCAUCUUCACAAACUCGACUCUGGGCCACGACGUCAGCGCCGCCUUCAAGGCCUCCGCCAACCUCUCUCGCGCCUCGGGUUUCAACGAGACCCCGGCCCCACCCCCAUCUCCAGUCGACUUCAGCUUCCCCAGCACGCCCACCGAAAGCCGAAGAGGAAGCACCAACUAAAGCAAACAACUACAAAUACCCUGAUUCCUCUUCUUCACCAUUUGUUUAUUCUUCAUUAUUUC